UGUAUAUAAGGCGAUCGUUGUGACUCAAAACUGAGUGAGGAGACUGAGAAAACAGAACAAAACAAAAUGGAAGACACACUUUCUGCGUUGAGGUCUUUGAUGGUUUCUCACUCUCCGCCGCUGGAUGCCUUAGUGGUGCCCUCUGAAGAUUAUCACCUGAGCGAAUAUGUGUCUGCACGAGACAAGCGCCGCGAAUUCGUUUCCGGCUUCACUGGAAGUGCCGGCUUGGCACUUAUAACAAAGAAAGAAGCACUGCUGUGGACGGAUGGACGGUAUUUUUUGCAGGCUGAGAAAGAACUUAGUGCUGGGUGGAAGCUAAUGCGAAUUGGUGAAGAUCCUGCUGUAGAUAUCUGGAUGGCCGAUAAUUUGCCAAAAGAAGCAUCCGUUGGGGUUGAUCCCUGGUGCAUUUCAAUUGAUACUGCUCAAAGAUGGGAGCGUGCUUUUGCCGAAAAACAGCAGAAGCUGGUUCCAACCUCAAAAAAUUUGGUGGAUGAAGUUUGGAUAAAUCGCCCACCGGCAGAGAUAAAUGCUGUUAUUGUACAUCCUGUGAAAUUUGCAGGUCGCUCUGUUGCAGAUAAAUUGAAAGAUUUGAGAAAAAAGCUUGUACAUGAGCAAUCCCGUGGGAUAAUUUUCACAGCACUUGAUGAAGUUGCAUGGUUGUAUAAUAUUCGUGGAAGUGAUGUGGCCUACUGUCCUGUUGUUCAUGCAUUUGCUAUUGUGACAUCCAAUUCUGCUUUCAUUUAUGUGGACAAACAAAAGGUUUCUGUUGAGGUACAAACUCAUUUAGUGGAGAAUGGAAUUGAAAUUCGAGAGUAUACAGCCGUAAGCUCUGAUGCGACAUUGCUUGCAACUGAUGAGCUAGAUGCUGUAUCUACUGCCAAGGCUGCUUUAGCCGAAACAGAGGCCACAAAAAUUCCCAGUGAAAUUGAUAAGAGUGUAAAUGGUGAACAUCAAGCAGAAGAAAAUAGUAAUGACCUCAUAUGGGCUGAUCCAGUUUCAUGCUGUUAUGCACUGUAUGCAAAGUUGAACCCCGAUACAGUUCUCUUGCAGCAAUCACCUUUAGCCCUUGCAAAAGCUUUAAAGAACUCGGUGGAGUUGGAUGGGUUAAAAAAGGCACAUAUUCGGGAUGGUGCAGCAGUUGUGCAAUAUCUUGUCUGGCUGGAUAAGAAGAUGCAGGAUAUUUAUGGAGCUUCUGGUUACUUUUUGGAGAAGGAUUCUGUGAAAAAGGAGAAACAUUUGCAAUCUUUGAAAUUGACUGAGGUGACUGUAAGUGACCAGCUUGAAGGUUUUCGAGCAUCAAAAGAGCAUUUCAAAGGAUUGAGUUUCCCCACUAUUUCUUCAGUUGGCUCAAAUGCAGCUAUAAUUCACUAUUUUCCAAAGGCAGAAACAUGUGCUGAACUUGAUCCAGACAAAAUUUAUCUUUUUGAUUCUGGAGCCCAGUAUCUAGAUGGAACAACAGAUAUUACACGAACAGUUCAUUUUGGUAAACCUUCGACUCACGAAAAAGCGUGUUAUACAGCAGUCCUAAAGGGUCACAUUGCUCUUGGAAAUGCUAGAUUUCCCAAUGGGACAAAUGGGCAUUCUCUUGAUAUUCUUGCCCGAAUUCCUUUGUGGAAGGAUGGUCUUGAUUAUCGACAUGGUACUGGUCAUGGAAUUGGGUCCUAUCUGAAUGUUCAUGAAGGACCUCACUUAAUCAGUUUCAGACCUCAGGCUCGAAAUGUACCAUUGCAAUCUUCAAUGACUGUUACAGAUGAACCUGGUUACUAUGAGGAUGGAGAGUUUGGGAUAAGAUUGGAGAAUGUGCUUAUUGUCAAGGAGGCUGAUACAACUUUCAAUUUUGGUGAUAGAGGUUACUUAUCUUUUGAACACAUUACCUGGGCACCAUAUCAGACGAAGUUGAUUGACCUGAACCUUCUAAGUCCCGAGGAGAUAAAUUGGCUGAACUCCUAUCACGCCACAUGUAGGAAUAUUCUGGCGCCAUAUUUGGAUGAAGUUGAAAAUGCAUGGCUGAAGAAAGCCACUGAACCUGUAGGUGCAUGAGCUGUGUUUGGAGUUGAAAAGUUAAAUAACUUAAAGAUGGUUCAGCGUAAUUUUAGUGUCUUCCGUAUCCAUAAUACUGUAAUCUAGAUUUUAGAUAUCAUUGGGAAUGGUUAUUCCUUCAAAUUACUAUGCACAGCAUAUAUAAUAUAUCAAUAUUCUGCUGCAUCAUAUUUGAGGGCGUGUACAACGUUAAAUUGUCUAUCCGCACGGCAUCACUGCAUGCAUCAGCUCUUUUACUUUUCCCUAAUAUUGUUUAUAAAUAAGAUGGAUCUUGUACCUAAAAAUGAUGACCCACUAA
Messenger RNA from Glycine soja, 2338 nucleotides. Its product is annotated as aminopeptidase P1-like. Lineage: Eukaryota; Viridiplantae; Streptophyta; Magnoliopsida; Fabales; Fabaceae. The transcript has 16 exons. The record is from RefSeq and is a predicted model, not a curated record. Gene Ontology annotation, molecular function: metalloaminopeptidase activity. Bases 67 to 2040 code for a protein of 657 amino acids.